Messenger RNA from Asparagus officinalis (garden asparagus), 1528 nucleotides. RefSeq names its product protein NUCLEAR FUSION DEFECTIVE 4-like. Lineage: Eukaryota; Viridiplantae; Streptophyta; Magnoliopsida; Asparagales; Asparagaceae. The transcript is spliced from 4 exons. Gene Ontology annotation, cellular component: membrane. The coding region runs from base 155 to 1522 and encodes 455 amino acids. The record is from RefSeq and is a predicted model, not a curated record.
ACUAAAAAACUCUGAAACCGCCCGUUUCCUUUCCCCUUUUCCCCUCUCGAACUAACGUAGACGUUCCAAACGCUUUUUCGUUUACAUUGAGAAUCCAUAAAGCUAGCUAAACCUCAUGCAUCAUUCCUAACAACCAAACAAAAAAAACAUCUCAAUGCCUCAAAUAUUCCCAUGGUUAACCUUAGUCUCAAUCAUCUGGCUCCAAUCAAUUAGCAGCACCAACACGGACUUCCCUGCCUACUCCUCGACCCUAAAAUCCCGACUCGGCAUCACACAACUCCAACUGAACAACCUCGCGGUUUCAUACUGGCAGUACUUUCUUCUCCAAGCGCUGGCGGGAAACAGCAUCUGCUGGUUCAAUACGACCUGUUACGUCGCAGCGAUGAGGAGUUUUGCCGUUGAUGACGGGUUCGUUAUUGGUUUGUCGACGAGUUACGCAGGGCUAAGCGCUAAACUGUACGUAGCUUUAGCCCAACUGAUCGCGGGCAGGGAUUUGAGUAGCAAGAGUAUAUACUUGUUGCUCAACUGUUUUGUGCCCCUUGGGCUGAGCCUUCUGACCGCACCAUUUCUAAAAGAAACGACACCGGUUCGAUCCGGUGCAGCUUCAAGUCUGCUUGCGGUAUUCGUGAUCGCAGGAGCGACGGGCGUGUAUGUCGUGGUUGAGAGCAUAUUCUUAAGUUCAGAACACUCAAUUUUGAUGCCGAUCAUUCUACUGAUAAUGGUUGGCUUGGUCGCCGCAGUGCCUUUAUUUAAGGCGCUUGAGAGAGUGCAGGACUGCGACGAAGUGCAGGUAGGGGCGGAAAAUAGAAAGAGGGGUUUUGGGGGAGGGAGCGUAGAGGAGGGGGAGGGCGUUGAGAACGAAGAGAACUUGAGGGAAGAGGGUUGCAUACGUGCACUUCAGAAGUCGGUCAAGAGAGUAGAGUUCUGGUUGUACUUUUUGGUGUAUUUGUGUGGGGGUACCGUAGGGCUUGUGUAUGCUAACAACUUGGGCCAGAUCGCGGAGUCUCGGAAUGUAAAUGAGGAUGUUUUGUUGUCGAUAUCAUCGUCCUUCACCUUCUUCGGUAGAUUGUCGUCAGCACCGCUGUCGCUGUUCACGACGAGCAGGAGAAAAUACAUAAUAUCAAGACCAGGACUAGUGGCGAUCCUCAUGGUACCCAUAUCCAGUUCCUUCUUACUACUGUUGAGCUCGUCGAAAACAUGUUUGUUCAUCAGCACCGGCAUCAUAGGGAUGUGCACGGGUGCCAUAACAUCCGUCGCUGUCUCCAUGACUUCUGAUCUCUUUGGCCCUGAGAAUUUCAGCGUCGACCACAACCUUAUCGUCGCCAAUAUUCCCAUUGGUUCUCUUCUAUUUGGAUAUAUUGCAGCACUUGUUUACGAUAAGGGUGCUGAUAACAAAGGUGUGUGUAUAGGAGUUGUAUGUUAUAGGACAACUUUCAUUACAUGGGGUUCUAUUUGCUCGCUUGGAACGAUACUAAGCGUUGUUCUGUAUAUUAGGACUAGAGGUUACCUACUGAAUACAUAGAUGAAG